CGGGGAUGGGGGGAGGAUGAUGCGUGCGGCCAGAGAGACACGCUCGGUGCGGGCUGAGGUGGGGUGGGGGAGAUGCAGGGAGGGGAGCCCCCGCCUUGCUCCCCAAUUGAGCCACUCACCGAGGAGCACCCGUGUGCUGGAAAGCCCUCUGCAGCCAGGGCGGGGGGUGUGUGUGCUUCAGGCAGGGUGGGGGCUCCCCCAUUGCCUUUGUUCCCUUCAGACCCACCCCUCGCCUCUGAUUUUCCUUUGCGGCAGCUCCCGUGCUUGCCAAAAGAACGCACUGGAUGGAGCGAGGGAGCGAGCCGGGCGUGUUGUGCGUGUGUGCGCGCUUGUGUGCGCCUGUGUUGCCACUGACUUCAUUAAAGCGAGCUGUCCCCGAGCUGCAGAGGCGCGGCAGCCUUUAAUUUUGUGGCCCGGCUCCUGCGGGAAGCCGACGUCGCCUUGCGCGCUCCUGCCCCAGAAGGGCUGGGCAUCCCUGCCGCCGCAGGUGCUCGCCCGGGGGCUCAGCCCUGCGCCCUGCCCGCUGCCCCAGCGAGCCGGCAGAUGGGCGGCCGGGCUCCCGCAGGAUGCUGAAGAUGGAGUCGGGAGGAAGGAGUUGGACACUUGGCUCCAACUAGGCUGGACCACGCUACAACCUGUUCCCCCGGCCGCGGCUGCUGCGCUGGGAUGGCUCGCUUUGGGGAGGCAGUGGCCGGCAGGCUGGGCUCUGGAGAUGGGGGCUCCGACCAGAACCGGAGCCGGCAAGGAGCUCCUGCCCCUGCGGGAGGGAGCCCGGGAGCCUUCAAGCAAACCAAAGCGCAGAGAGCCCGGACUAUGGCUCUGUACAACCCCAUCCCCGUCCGGCAGAACUGCUUCACCGUCAACAGAUCGCUCUUCCUCUUUGGAGAGGAGAACAUAGUCAGGAAAUAUGCCAAGAAGCUCAUCGACUGGCCUCCCUUCGAGUACAUGAUCCUGGCGACCAUCAUUGCCAACUGCAUCGUGCUGGCCCUGGAGCAGCACCUCCCCGAGGAUGACAAGACACCCAUGUCACGGAGAUUAGAGAAGACGGAGCCCUACUUCAUUGGGAUUUUCUGCUUCGAGGCUGGGAUUAAGAUCGUGGCCCUGGGGUUUGUUUUCCACAAGGGCUCGUACCUGCGCAAUGGCUGGAACGUCAUGGACUUCAUUGUGGUCCUCAGCGGCAUCCUGGCCACGGCCGGGACACACUUCAACACCCACGUGGACCUGCGGACGCUGCGGGCCGUGCGUGUGCUCAGGCCUCUGAAGCUCGUCUCGGGCAUUCCCAGCUUGCAGAUUGUCCUGAAAUCCAUCAUGAAGGCCAUGGUGCCUCUCCUCCAGAUUGGUCUGCUGCUCUUUUUUGCUAUCCUCAUGUUUGCCAUCAUUGGCCUGGAGUUCUAUAGCGGGAAGCUGCACCGAGCCUGCUACACAAACAAUUCAGGUGAACUAGAGGAGCUGGACCCUCCCCAUCCAUGUGGGGUGCAGGGUUGCCCCCCGGGCUACGAGUGCCGGGAGUGGAUCGGUCCCAACGACGGGAUCACACAGUUUGACAACAUCCUCUUUGCUGUGCUGACUGUCUUCCAGUGCAUCACCAUGGAAGGGUGGACCACAGUCCUGUACAAUACCAAUGAUGCCUUAGGAGCCACCUGGAACUGGCUGUACUUCAUCCCCCUCAUCAUCAUUGGAUCCUUCUUUGUCCUCAACCUUGUCCUGGGAGUGCUGUCAGGGGAGUUUGCCAAAGAGCGAGAGCGCGUGGAGAACCGCCGAGCCUUCAUGAAGCUGCGGCGGCAGCAGCAGAUCGAGCGGGAGCUCAACGGCUACCGGGCCUGGAUAGACAAAGCGGAGGAAGUCAUGCUGGCUGAAGAGAACAAAAAUUCGGGGACCUCAGCCUUAGAAGUGCUCAGGCGAGCCACCAUCAAGCGGAACCGGACGGAUGCCAUGUCGGGUGAUGAGCAGUGUGUCGACAUCUCCUCUGUGGGCGAGCGGAGGCUGGCGCAGAGAAGACCUCUCCAUCCAACCUUGGGUAACCCCUCGAGUCACUCUGGCCUCAAAGGUGCCAGGGUGGAUGGAGCCUCCUACUUGCGGCACAAGGAGCGACUCCUGCGCAUCUCCGUCCGCCACAUGGUGAAAUCCCAGGUCUUCUACUGGAUCGUCCUCAGCCUGGUGGCUCUCAACACUGCCUGUGUGGCCAUCGUCCAUCACAACCAGCCAGCCUGGCUCACCCACUUCCUCUACUAUGCAGAGUUCCUGUUUCUUGGGCUCUUUCUUCUGGAGAUGUCCUUGAAGAUGUACGGGAUGGGGCCACGCCUUUACUUCCAUUCUUCCUUCAACUGCUUCGACUGUGGGGUCACAGUGGGAAGCAUUUUCGAAGUGGUUUGGGCUAUAUUCAGACCAGGAACCUCUUUUGGGAUCAGUGUGCUACGAGCUCUUCGUCUCCUGCGGAUAUUUAAAAUAACCAAGUACUGGGCAUCCCUGAGGAAUUUGGUGGUCUCGCUGAUGAGCUCCAUGAAAUCUAUUAUCAGCCUGCUCUUCCUCCUCUUCCUCUUCAUUGUGGUCUUUGCCCUGCUGGGAAUGCAGCUGUUUGGAGGCAGGUUUAACUUCAUGGAUGGGACUCCAUCGGCCAACUUUGACACCUUCCCUGCAGCCAUCAUGACGGUGUUUCAGAUCCUGACAGGCGAGGACUGGAACGAGGUGAUGUACAAUGGCAUCCGCUCCCAGGGAGGCGUGCGCUCAGGGAUGUGGUCCUCCAUCUACUUCAUCGUCCUCACUUUGUUUGGGAACUAUACUCUGCUGAAUGUCUUCUUGGCCAUUGCCGUGGACAACCUGGCCAACGCUCAGGAGCUCACCAAGGACGAGCAGGAGGAAGAGGAGGCCUUUAACCAGAAGCAUGCCCUUCAGAAAGCCAAAGAAGUCAGCCCCAUGUCUGCCCCAAACAUGCCUGCUAUCGAAAGAGACAGGCGGAGGAGACACCACAUGUCGAUGUGGGAGCCACGCAGCAGCCACCUGCGGGAGCGUCGCCGGCGGCACCACAUGUCGGUGUGGGAGCAGCGCACCAGCCAGCUGCGCCGGCACAUGCAGAUGUCCAGCCAGGAGGGCAUCAACAAGGAUGAGCCGCCCCUCAUCAAUCCCCACGCCAGCAUCUUCCGCAGGAAGAGACCCGGGGAGGGUGUCACCCUGGAGAAAUGCACUGAGGAGCAGGGCAAGGGCGAGCGGCCGCUGGCCGAGGGACCCGAGCAGCCGGCCCCAGGGGCCAAUCCCGGCGGGGGCGAGGACAGGACAUCGCCCCGGGCCAAGCGGGACAAGGACAUGUGGCAGCAGAAAUCUUGCCAUGGGAACUGUGAGCCGGGAGAACAGGACGGGGCGGGAGGCAGCAUCGAGGAUAGGGCCAGGAUGAGACAGAGCCAGCGGCGCAGCCGGCACCGCAGAGCCCGCAUGGAGGGCAAGGACACGGCUAGCAUCUUGGGGAGCCGCUCUGCCAGCCAGGAGAUGGGGCUGGAGGAGGCCAGCACUGCCGAGGGGGCACAGGACGGGGACCGGCGUGGGGACGUGGCUGCAGCAGAGGCACUGAUUCCGGGGGAGCCGGAGGCGAGCGGGGAGUCCAUCAGGACAAACGGGGUCCCUGCUGGCGAUGCCGAUCUGAUUGGGGCCGCCAAGAAGGGGAGCCCCCCGCACGCCGCAGCCGAGCUCUCGCAGGGGAAGGUGACGGAGCCGGACUGCAGCAGCCCGGACACGAGCGAGCAGGCGCUGCUGGAGCCCAGCCGCACCGUGAGCCGCAGCGAGCCCGACCUCUCCUCCAUCACCCCCAACACCGAGAAGGCCACCGAGAGCACGGCCAUCAUGAUCGAUGUCCACGACUCCGCUGUGGUACAGAUUAGCAACAAGACAGACGGUGAAGCCAGCCCCUUAAAGGAGGCCGAGACCAAAGAGGAUGAGGAAGAAAUGGAGAAGAAGAAGCGGAAGAAGGAAAAGAGUGAGACGGGCAAAGCGAUGGUGCCACACAGCUCCAUGUUCAUCUUUAGCACCACCAACCCGGUGAGGAGGGCCUGCCACUACAUCGUGAACCUGCGCUACUUCGAGAUGUGCAUCCUCCUGGUGAUCGCCGCCAGCAGCAUCGCCCUUGCCGCCGAGGAUCCCGUCCUCACCAACUCCGACCGCAACAAAGUCCUGAGGUAUUUCGACUACGUCUUCACUGGUGUCUUCACCUUUGAGAUGGUGAUCAAGAUGAUUGAUCAGGGCUUGAUCCUGCAGGACGGCUCCUACUUCCGAGACCUCUGGAACAUCCUGGAUUUCAUUGUGGUGGUGGGAGCGCUGGUGGCUUUUGCCUUGGCGAAUGCUUUGGGGACCAACAAGGGCAGGGAUAUCAAGACCAUCAAGUCUCUCCGUGUGCUGCGGGUCUUGAGGCCCCUGAAAACCAUCAAGAGACUGCCCAAACUGAAGGCCGUUUUUGACUGCGUCGUGACAUCUCUCAAGAACGUCUUCAACAUCCUCAUUGUCUACAAGCUCUUCAUGUUCAUCUUCGCCGUCAUUGCCGUGCAGCUCUUCAAGGGCAAGUUCUUCUACUGCACUGACAGCUCCAAGGACACGCAGAAGGACUGCAUAGGGAACUAUGUGGACCACGAGAAGAACAAGAUGGAGGUGAAAUGCCGGGAGUGGAAGCGGCACGAGUUCCACUAUGACAAUAUCAUCUGGGCUCUGCUCACCCUGUUCACGGUGUCCACCGGCGAGGGGUGGCCCCAGGUGCUGCAGCACUCGGUGGAUGUGACGGAGGAGGACCGCGGACCCAGCCGCAGCAACCGCAUGGAGAUGUCCAUCUUUUAUGUCGUCUAUUUUGUGGUCUUCCCUUUCUUCUUCGUUAACAUUUUCGUGGCUCUCAUCAUCAUCACGUUCCAAGAGCAAGGAGACAAAAUGAUGGAGGAGUGCAGCCUGGAGAAGAACGAGAGGGCCUGCAUCGACUUUGCCAUCAGCGCCAAGCCCCUGACGCGGUACAUGCCCCAGAACAGACACACCUUCCAGUACCGCGUGUGGCACUUCGUGGUGUCCCCGUCCUUCGAGUACACCAUCAUGGCCAUGAUAGCGCUCAACACCGUGGUGCUCAUGAUGAAGUACUAUUCUGCUCCAUACACCUAUGAGCUGGCCCUGAAGUACCUGAACAUUGCCUUCACCAUGGUGUUCUCCUUGGAGUGCGUCCUCAAGAUCAUUGCUUUUGGCUUCCUGAAUUAUUUCCGGGACACCUGGAACAUCUUUGACUUCAUCACGGUCAUCGGCAGCAUCACGGAGAUCAUCCUGACGGACACCAAGGUGAAGCAGGGGCUGGGAGCAGUGGGUGUGGGGUGGUGGUGGGGGCUCCCACCUCCCUCUGACCCUCUCAUUUCCUCCCAGCUGGUGAACACCAGCAGCUUCAACAUGAGCUUCCUGAAGCUUUUCCGGGCUGCUCGUCUCAUCAAGCUGCUCCGCCAGGGCUACACCAUCCGCAUCCUGCUCUGGACAUUUGUGCAGUCCUUCAAGGCACUCCCCUAUGUCUGCCUCCUGAUUGCCAUGCUCUUCUUCAUCUACGCCAUCAUUGGGAUGCAGGUUUUUGGCAAUAUCAAACUGGAUGAGGAAAGCCACAUUAACCGGCACAACAACUUCCGCAGCUUCCUGGGCUCCCUCAUGCUCCUCUUCAGGAGUGCCACUGGGGAGGCGUGGCAGGAGAUCAUGCUGUCCUGCCUGGAGGGCAAAGGCUGCGAGCCGGACACGACGGCGACGUCCGGGCAGAACGAGAACGAGCGCUGCGGCACCGACCUGGCCUAUGUUUACUUUGUGUCCUUCAUCUUCUUCUGCUCCUUCCUGAUGCUCAACCUGUUUGUGGCAGUCAUCAUGGACAACUUUGAAUACCUGACACGAGAUUCCUCCAUCCUGGGCCCUCACCAUCUGGAUGAGUUUGUCCGGAUCUGGGCAGAGUAUGACCGAGCAGCGUGCGGCAGGAUCUCGUAUAAGGAUAUGUACAAAUUAGUACGGGUGAUCUCGCCUCCUCUGGGCCUAGGAGAGAACUGCCCCUACAGGGUGGCGUGCAAGAGACUGGUGCUGAUGAACAUGCCCGUGGCCGAGGACAUGACGGUCCACUUCACCUCCACCCUCAUGGCGCUGAUUCGCACCGCCUUGGACAUCAAAAUUGCCAAAGGUGGUGCAGAUUGGCAGCAGUUGGACUCGGAGCUUCAAAAGGAGAUCCUGACCAUUUGGCCUCACCUGUCCCAGAAGAUGCUUGACCUGUUGGUACCCAUGCCAAAAACCUCUGACCUGACUGUUGGGAAAAUAUAUGCAGCCAUGAUGAUCAUGGAUUACUACAAGCAGAGCAAGGCGAAGAAGCAGCGGCAGCAGCUGGAGGAGCAGAAAAAUGCCCCCAUGUUCCAGCGCAUGGAGGCAUCCUCUCUGCCGCAGGAAAUCAUUUCCAAUGCAAAGGCUCUGCCGUACCUCCAGCAGGACACCCUCUCGGGCCUGAGCAGCCGAGGCGGGUUCCCCUCGCUGAGCCCGCUCUCGCCACAGGAGAUCUUCCAGCUGGCGUGCAUGGAUCCGGCCCAGGAGCAGUACCAGGAGCACCAGUCUCUGGAGCCAGAGGUUAGGGAGUUUCAAAGAGUGCAGCCCUCUAACCGUGGCAGCUACCUUCCCGUGGACACUCAGGACCACGCUGUCUCUGGGAGGGCCUCCUCCAUGCCUCGUCUCACUGUGGAUCCCCAGGUAGUGACAGACACCAGCUCCAUGCGGAGAUCGUUCUCCACCAUCCGGGACAAGCGGCCCAACAGCUCCUGGCUGGAUGAGUUCUCCAUGGAGCGCAGCAGCGACAACACCUACAAGUCCCGCCGGCGCAGCUACCACUCCUCGCUCCAGCUGUCUGCCCGGCGCCUCAACGCUGACUCGGGCCACCGGUCCGAGGGGCACCGCUCGGGCAGGGAGCGGGGCCGAUCCAAAGAGCGCAAGCACCUGCUGUCCCCUGACAUCUCCCGCUGCAACUCCGAGGAGAGGAGUCCCCAGGCGCAGGAGGAGUCACCGGAGCGGCGGCGCGAGUCCCGGUCACCCAGCGAGGGCAGGUCACAGACACCCAGCAGGCAGGGCAUGGGCUCCCUGAGCGAAAGCUCCAUCCCCUCCAUCUCGGACACCAGCACUCCCCGGCGAGGCCGCCGCCAGCUGCCGCCGGUGCCCCCCAAGCCGCGUCCCCUGCUGUCCUACGCCUCCAUGCUGCGGCACGCCGGGGACGCCUCUCCCCCCGCCGACGAGAGCGAGGGGGGCUCUCCGCUGCUCUCCUCCACCCUGGAUCCCAGCACGGCCGGCCCGGCAGAGUCUUCCAGCUCCCCGGCGGGGAAGCAGAGCCGGCAGUCCACGCCGCAGCGCUACAUCUCGGAGCCCUACCUGGCGCUGCACGACGACUCGCACGCCUCAGACUGCGGUGAGGAGGAGACGCUCACCUUCGAGGCGGCCGUGGCCACCAGCCUGGGCCGCUCCAACACCAUCGGCUCGGCGCCGCCGCUGCGGCACAGCUGGCAGAUGCCGAACGGGCACUACCGGCGGCGGCGGCGAGGGGCAGCGCAGGGCGUCAUGUGCGGGGCCAGCAUCGACGUGCUCAGCGACACCGAGGAAGACGACAAGUGCUAGAAGCUGCACCCCCCGCGACCCGCCGCCCGACCCCACCUCGGCUGAACCCCCCCCUCGCCCCGCCCUUCUCCAAUGCAUGCUCUUCGCCACGCCUGGGAAUGAAACUAAAAACCAAAAGCCAAACGCAGGGGGGGAAAAAAAAGAGGAAAAAAAUAACAAAAGAAACAAAAAAAUACCCCAACCCGAACCG
This is a messenger RNA of Catharus ustulatus (Swainson's thrush), 7810 nucleotides long. It is a transcript of the gene CACNA1E, whose product is annotated as calcium voltage-gated channel subunit alpha1 E. Gene Ontology annotation, molecular function: high voltage-gated calcium channel activity; calcium ion binding. Gene Ontology annotation, biological process: calcium ion import across plasma membrane; chemical synaptic transmission. The record is from RefSeq and is a predicted model, not a curated record. Lineage: Eukaryota; Metazoa; Chordata; Aves; Passeriformes; Turdidae. The transcript is spliced from 48 exons. Bases 667 to 7620 code for a protein of 2317 amino acids. Gene Ontology annotation, cellular component: neuronal cell body; voltage-gated calcium channel complex; membrane.